UCCGGUGAUAAUUUUUGUUAGCCCGUUGGUCAUUGGAACGAUUUAAGCCACAAGGCCAGGGUUAUGUAAAAUCUGUGAAUCUCUACUAUCACAAAUGAAACAAGUUUGCUAAUUAUCUACAUCAUACGACUUAGAACAAGCCAGAUUAUUUGGUUUUAUUGGACUUCUUAAUUAUAUUUUUUGAUGAAAAAUACUCAGAGUAGUGAGACAGAUUUCAUCCAACAAUAACAUCAGUAACAACUUAUACCUUGUAUUGUAAUAAAACGUAACGGCCAUGAGUGACGAGGUGACUAAUGUCCCAGUGACAAAUGUCCCAGUGACAGAAGUCCCAGCGCCAGAGGAAGAGGCAUGGUUCUCCACGUUGGAUCUUCUUAUUUUAUCAAUGCUAGCAGGGUUUGCUGUGUAUUGGUUAUUUUUCAAAAACAAGAAACAGGAACAGCCAGUGUUUAAGAAACUUGUUGUUCAACCUAUGGCAGGAAAAAUUGAUGACCCAAGUUUUAUCAACAAAAUGAAAAAUUCUAAAAGAAAUGUCAUAGUAUUUUAUGGGUCACAGACAGGAACUGCUGAGGAAUUCGCUGGGCGACUAGCUAAGGAUUCUAUAAUGUAUGGUAUGAAGGGUAUGGUAGCCGAUCCUGAAGAAUGUGAAUUAUAUGAACUAUCACGCCUGUCAGAGAUAGACAAUGCAUUGGCGUUAUUCUGUAUGGCGACUUACGGUGAAGGAGAUCCAACAGAUAAUGCUCAGGACUUUUACGAGUGGUUACAGAGUGGUGAUACAGAUCUCUCUGGAGUUAAAUUUGCUGUGUUUGCUUUAGGAAAUAAAACAUAUGAACAUUAUAAUGCCAUGGGUAAAUAUGUAGACAAAAGGUUAGAAGAGCUUGGCGGUACACGUGUGUUUGAGCUUGGAAUGGGUGAUGAUGACGCUAACAUAGAGGAAGAUUUUGUAAAUUGGAGAGAGAAGUUUUGGCCUGCAGUAUGUGAACAUUUUGGUGUAGAGGCUACAGGGGACCAGGGAAGUGUGAGACAGUACAGUGUGACAAUCAAUGAAGAUAUACCUAAAGAAAAGAUAUACACAGGAGAAAUAGCUAGGCUGGGAUCAUUUAUUAAUCAGAAAUUACCAUAUGAUGCGAAGAAUCCAUACUUAGCUCCAGUGAGAGUAAACAGAGAACUACACAAAGGAGGAGAUAGAUCCUGUUUACAUAUAGAAUUUGAUAUUACUGGAUCUAAAAUCAGAUAUGAGGCAGGAGAUCAUGUUGCUGUCUACCCUGUAAACGACUCAGAAAUCGUAGAAGAAAUCGGCAAAAGAUUAGAAGUUGAUCUGGACACAAUAUUCACACUUACAAAUGUUGAUGAGGAGGCCAAUAAGAAACAUCCAUUCCCUUGCCCUUGUUCCUAUCGUACGGCGCUGUCUCAUUAUUUGGACGUUACAAAUCCUCCACGUGUUUUGUUGCUAAAAGAAAUGGUAGAAUAUGCAAGAGAGGAGAAAGAUAAAGAAUUCCUUGCUAAAAUGACAGCCUCAACAGCAGAAGGAAAGCAACUAUAUAAUGAUUGGAUAAUAAAGGACCAUCGUAAUAUUUUAGCUGUAUUAGAAGAUCUGCCGUCACUGAAACCUGAAAUUGACCACUUGUGUGAACUUUUGCCAAAGUUACAAGCUAGAUAUUAUUCCAUCUCAUCCUCACCUAAGGUACAUGACACAAGUAUUCAUAUCACUGCUGUAGUCGUAGAAUAUAAGACUAAGACGGGAAGAACACAGAGAGGUGUCGCCACUAACUGGCUUAAAAUGAAGAAACCAGAUAAUGGUAUCAAACCAAGAGUCCCAAUCUAUGUCAGAAAGUCACAGUUUAGAUUACCAUUCAAAUCAAACACUCCUGUGAUCAUGAUUGGACCAGGAACAGGGUUAGCUCCAUUUAGAGGCUUUAUACAGGAAAGAUUUGUGGCAAAGAGAGAUGGUAAACCAGUAGGAGACACUGUUUUGUACUUUGGUUGUCGCCACAAAGCCGAGGACUUUAUCUAUCAUGAUGAGCUAGAGGAAUAUGAGAAAGAUGGUACAUUGACACAGAUGCACCUAGCAUUCUCACGGGACCAGGAUCACAAGGUAUAUGUUCAACAUUUAUUGGAACAGAACUCAGAAGAGACGUGGAAGUUAUUAGAAAAUGGUGGACACAUCUACGUGUGUGGUGAUGCUCGUAAUAUGGCCAGAGAUGUACAUAAUGUUAUCCUGAAAAUUCUAAUGGAGAAAGGAAACAUGGAUAAUGAAAAAGCUGAAAACUACAUCAAGAAAAUGCAGAACAAGGGACGUUACUCUUGUGAUGUCUGGAGUUAAUACCAGUCAAGGUCAUUUAGGUGCUAUGAAUUGUUAACUGUGAAUCUGUUUGAUGUCUUUAAUGAGAAGAAUUCCUAUGUUGUUGCCACUGCAACUGUACAUUUAUUUCAUGGAUAUAAAAAUUUUAUUAUGUUGAUUAAAAAAGGUUUUCCAUGUAAGACGCUAACUUUUUUUAGUGGCAAAAAUAAGUAAUGAAAUGAUUAUCAUCUUUAUUCAUUCUUGAAAUUUUUAAUUCAACGAACCUUGAAUUUUUCAGGAAUUCGUUGAUUUUACUUUUUAAGAAUUAUAAUAUACUUAUUUUAUUGACACCCAUUUAUGUAUAUUAGAUACAAAUGAAGUGAGGAAUGAUAAAAUACAUAUUUGUCUGAAUUAAAAAAAUAUAAAUCUCCUCAUCAUUGUAAUUACUAUAAACACAUAAGAGGCUUAGUUAAUUUUUUUAUUAAUCUCUAUAUAUGAGAUAUUGUCAGCUUUAGGCAUGAUGUAUGCAUGGGCUUAGGACAAUUGCUGUUGAUAUUCACUAUAGAAACAUUUAAAUAAAUGCCAUCUUCUUCAAAAAAUAAAUAUGUGGUAUGAGGCAUGAAGAUAUUUAUAAUAGCCAGUGUCGUGAAAAGGGACUCUCUGUUUUUUGUUUUUUUUGUUUUUUUAAUAUGUAUGGCAUGAAAUUAAUUUUUAAUGUCAUGAAAAAUACACUAGAAAUAACAAGUGUUUACAAGCUGUACAAGUUCACAUAUAUUUGUUCAACAAAUAUUGAUAAAUGUAGGAAUUACUUUGCAAAAUGUAUAAUGCAAUGCUUAGGAAAAAGUCCAAGCAGUUUUAAGAUUUUAAGGAAAAAUAGCCAACAUACAUAAGAGGCUAACAUCAUUUGUAUAUAUUUUUAUUUAUGAUAUACAGGAAAAGUUGACAAGUAUAGAAACUAACAUCAUACAAAUACAUUGAUAUAAACUCUGAUUGAUUAUAGAAAUAAGACACAUGAAAUAAAAGUGAUAUUUUUACCAAUGGAGGUAAACAAAAAAAGACCUAGGAAACUCCCCCACAAAAUAUAGGAUAUUUUUGAUAUUUUAAAACCAUUUUUAGUUUGAGCAAACUACUAUAAGCAAUAUGAUAACUAAAUACACAAAAGGACCUAAAAAUUCCUGAAUUCAGGUUGAAAUGAUUAACUCAAGAAAACAUUUUUCUCUCAUCUACAUUGUAAAUAAAUUAUAAUCAUACAAUAAUAGGAGGAAUCAAUAGUAAUAAUUGAUUACUCCAGGGAACAGUGAAACCUGUGUAAAGUGAACUCUUGUACUGUUAGCAAACUUCUGGGUCUUGAAAUGCCCUUGUGUAUUUCUUUCUCUCAUUAAUUUGUAUUCCUUUGGAAACGAAAUGCUAGGAAAGAUCUGUCAUAGAAUUUUUAACACUAGUGAAUUAACUUCAAAAGGAAAGAGUACACUGAUAUAUAUAUCUUUAUAUAUUAUAUUUAUUACUAGACAUCACAGAAGUUCCAAUAAAAUUUGGACAUCACAAGAGAAAAUAUCCGAUGCCACAAAGGAAAAGUGAUCGUUGUAUGACGCCAAUACUUUAAGUGUUACAAAUUCUUAGGUCCAGGGUCGCAGAUUCCCAAAUACUUUAAGUGUUACAAAUUCUUAGGUCCAGGGUCGCAGAUUCCCAAAUACUUUAAGUGUUACAAAUUCUUAGGUCCAGGGUCGCAGAUUCCCAAAUAAUGAUAAGGUCUGUGGAAAAAAUUGACUGUAACAGUACCAGGACAUAGAAUUGGUCAUCUUUAGUAAUUUGACAGGUUUUUGCCGAGCUGUCCAUGCACCUGUCUGGAAAGAUAAUCAAUCUGUAACCCUACUGUUUAAACUAUGUGAUAUGUUCUUUUAGUUUGAGGAGUAUUUCAUAAGUAUGUUAAUUAAAAAAAUCAGGAUUUGAUUAAUAAUCAAUGCUUGAACAAUUGCAUGUAGAAAUUUAUUUAUAAUUUUGAUAGAAGAUUCCAGUUUCAGUAUGAAAUAGAUUCCUGUAAAAUAUGUAUUGUUCAAACGCUUUGUUCAUUAUAGCCUACAUUUAUUUAUAGCCAUACAAUAUUUACAUUCUCAUCCCAGGCUGCAGGUUUUAGGGUGACCCUAAAGAAUAAAAGCAAUAGAAUCAAAGUUCUUUUAUAUUGUUUUUUUUUUCCCAUUUUACAUCAAUUUUGGUUGUUCCAUACUUAUUUACUCAUUAUCUGUUUUUUUAUGCGCCCGCCCUAGUGGAGGGAGCAUUAAGUUUUACCCUUGUCCGUCUGUACGUACGUCCGUACAUCCGUCUGUAUGUACAUCCGUACGUCCAUCCGUAUGUCCCAAAAUUGGUUUCCGUUCUCUAACUUUAGUUUGCCUCAACCAAUGUUAUGAAACUUAUACACAAUGCUUAUUACCACAAAACACAGAUCAAGUUUGAAUUUUUGUAGAGUCACUUUUACCGUUCUAGAGUUAUGCCCCUUUACAAAUGGAAAUAUUGCUGAAUUUUUCAUUUCCGUUCUCUAACUUUAGUUUGCCUCAACCAAAUGUUAUGAAACUUAUACACAAUGCUUAUUACACAAAACACAGAUCAAGAUUGACUUUUGGUGGCAUCAUUUUUACCGUUCUAGAGUUAUGCCCCUCUACAAAUAGAAAAUUGCUGAAUUUUUCGUUUCCGUUCUCUUACUUUAGUUUGCCUUUACCAAAUGUUAUGAAACUUAUACACAAUGCUAAUUACCACAAAACACAGAUCAAGUUUGAAUUUUGGUGGCGUCACUUUUACCGUUCUAAAGUUAUGCCCCUUUUAAAAUAGAAAAAUUGCUGGAUUUAUUCGUUUCCGUUCUCUAUCUUAAGUUUGCCUCAACUAAAUGUUAUGAAACGUAUACACAAUGCUUAUUACCACAAAACUCAGAUCAAGUAUAAAUUUGGGUAGCGUCACUUUUACAGUUCUUGAGUUAUGUCCCUUUAUAACAUUAUAUGCAAGCGGGGCAUCAUCUGUUUCUCAUGGACACAUUCCCCAUUUAUUUUUUUAAUUGUUUAUCUGAUUUUUCUUGAAUUUAUGUGGCAGUUUCUUUUAUUUUCAAAAUUUCUUAAAUAACUUUGGUAGCAAAAAAAACCAUGUUUUUGGAUAUGUCUGACUAUGAUAGGCUUGACAUAAUUCUUAUUGUUGCCAUGCUAACCAUGAUGCUAUUAAAAAUCCUGGGAACGCUGAUGCCAUUUUUAGUAACAUCUUGGAUUUUUACAAUGUACAGUGUUUUGUUACAUCUCUUCAGUUCUGACCAAGGAGGACAAAAUAAAAUAAAAAUCUUCCUGACUAGAGGGAUGAAGAAUUAAACAUUCAUUUUUUUUAUUGGCCAAAUUAUUGAUGUAUAUUUAUAUAAUGUAUAUUUUUAUCCUUUAUCUUGUAUAUUUGUAUUUAUAAUUUUAUAAUUGACAUUUCAAUUAUAGAUUUGAUGAACUUGAAACACUAUAUUUAAUUUGUGAAAUAUGUAAUAUAUAUAUAUGAAAAUAAUGUAUUUCUGUUAUUGCCAUAGCAGAUAGAUGGGAAAAUGUUUCAUGCAUAGAUCUAAUCGGAAUUAUCUUUAAGAAGCUGUUUGAAGAAAAGAAAAUGUCAGUUUAGGAACGCAUUCAUGUCAAUUUAAUGAGAAAAAAAAAUGAGUCAGUUUAAAAAUAUUAAAUAAAAUUAUGGAAAACUGAA
This is a messenger RNA of Mytilus californianus (California mussel), 5986 nucleotides long. RefSeq names its product NADPH--cytochrome P450 reductase-like. The record is from RefSeq and is a predicted model, not a curated record. The coding region runs from base 275 to 2320 and encodes 681 amino acids. Gene Ontology annotation, biological process: response to hormone. Gene Ontology annotation, molecular function: NADPH-hemoprotein reductase activity; FMN binding; flavin adenine dinucleotide binding. Gene Ontology annotation, cellular component: cytosol. The transcript is spliced from 15 exons. NCBI's taxonomy places the organism in Eukaryota, Metazoa, Mollusca, Bivalvia, Mytilida, Mytilidae.